Molecule: messenger RNA, 1467 nt
Organism: Hevea brasiliensis (rubber tree)
Lineage: Eukaryota; Viridiplantae; Streptophyta; Magnoliopsida; Malpighiales; Euphorbiaceae
Exons: 2
Coding region: 1-1467 (488 amino acids)
Source: RefSeq, a predicted model, not a curated record
AUGGCUCGCACAAAAUGCAAAUCCCCUGCUACUGUUGCUGCUUCGUCAUCCUCAUCUGCAUCUAACGAUCUCCUUGUCGCCGUAUUACGGAAGAAAUUGAAAGAAAAGAAGAACUCACCUAAACCUGAAUCAACCGGUGCAUCCUCUAACCCAUCCAAGGUUGUCGAACCCACUGUAUCAGCACCAGAAAAGAAAAAGAAGAGAAAAAUGCGCGGGAUUGAUACCCAACGCAAAAAGGGCGCUGCCCAAUCUUUGGGUUCAAUGGAUAAGGCGCUGCUUGAUUGUAAAUUUAUCAAAUGGGAUUACUUUGGUCAGGUAAAUUUUCAAUUCAAAGAACUUUUUGAGUUUCAAGAAUGGAUGACUGUUUGUGAGUGCACAAAUGCGUAUUACCCUAGACUGGUUCAAGACUUUUAUAGAACUCUAAGAACAAUUGAUGAUGAAGACAAAUUUGAAGUUGUUUUGAAUGAUAAUGCGUAUGUUAUUUCUGUUGAGAUGAUUACUAAGGCUUUGAAAUUGCCUAAUGCUGGAAAUAAAAUCUCCACUCAUAGAGAUGUUGCUAGGGUUCCAGGCUUUAAUUUGGCUGUGUUUGAAAAUGAAGUCUUCCCUACCAAUACUGCCACAAAUGAAAAGUCCACUAGCACAAAAGCUUUUCAACAUAUUAAAAUCAUUCACAGUAUGGUGAACUACAUUUUCUGUCCUAAGUCUGGCAGCUAUGGUUAUUUGAGUUAUCUGGACAUGUGUAUCAUGUGGCACAUUGUUAACAAAGUAAGGAUGAAUUUGGCUUAUUUGAUUUUCAAGAACAUGUGCAAAGCCUAUGGGAUUGGAAAAUUGCCUUAUGCACAUCUCUUGACUGCUUUGUUUAAAGAGCCGGAUAUAAAUGUCUCUAAGGAAAGUUCUAGGACUGAUUUGAUUAUGCUUAGAGAAAUUCACUCUGACACUGAUGAAAGAAAGAAAAGGUUUGAAAAAGGUGGUUCUUCCUCAGCUAAGGUUGGUUCAGAUUCUACAAAUGAGUUUAUGAGUGAGCUUCAAGGGCUAAAAGCUGCUAUUAAUGAUCAAUUUACUUCAACCCAUCAGUCCAUUGAACUUCUGAGAAAAUUUAUGGAUGUGGUUGACUACAAGGUGAGUCACUUGCUUACUCAAAAUGAGGAAUUAAAGAAGCUAAUUGUGGAUCUUCAGCAGGCCAAGGAAACUGGUUUCCCAACUAAAGUUGAGGCUGCUACUCAAGUCUCUGCUCAUAGUACUGAUAGGGGUGAAAGUAAUAAGGUUGCUGAAGCCCCUGUUGAACAUGCUAGUGAACAGGUUAUUGAACCUGAAGUUGGUCUUGCAACUGAUGUCCCUAUUGAGCAUGGUAGUGAAAAGAUUGUUACAUCUCUAAGUGCACCACCUGUUGAACCUCUAAGUGCACCACCUGUUGAACCUGCAGCUGCCCCUACGCAGCAGAAGGAAGCCUCUCUAAAGGAUCACUAA